Messenger RNA from Penicilliopsis zonata CBS 506.65, 1176 nucleotides. RefSeq lists its product as hypothetical. Gene Ontology annotation, molecular function: O-methyltransferase activity. The record is from RefSeq and is a predicted model, not a curated record. The coding region runs from base 1 to 1176 and encodes 391 amino acids. NCBI's taxonomy places the organism in Eukaryota, Fungi, Ascomycota, Eurotiomycetes, Eurotiales, Aspergillaceae. The transcript has 5 exons.
AUGAGUUUCUGGGAAGCCCGAGUCAAACAGAUCGACGAUCUGACCGCCUCCCUGCAGUCUCCGGAUGGCCUCAACCCAGACACUCGGGCUGCCGCCUUGGCCAGCGCGCGAAAGCUCCUGGAUGCCCUUGAGUCGCCAGCGGAACGGAUCAUGCGGGAUAUGGUCAUGUAUCCUGCCAUCUUGAUGGCGAUACGGAUGGGCGUCCAACUGGGAAUUUUCACUGGCAUCCGUCCAGAAGGAACAACCCUUGCCAAAAUUGCAGAGACGUCUGGUGCCGAUCCAAUUGUUAUCAACCAGGUUAUUCGCCCGCUUGUGGCGACAGGAUAUGUCCUGCAGGACGGACAGACAUUCAAACCGUCUGCUCUCACGACUGCCAUGGCGGGCUCAACCAUGCAGGCCACCGCACGAGCAUGCUUCGAUGUUGGAAAUAUGUGCACCGCCAAAGCCCCCGAGUUCUUCCGCAAGAACAACAACCAGUUCCCAGCCUCCAUCAACGAGACUCCCUUCCAGCUGGCGAUGGGCACGCAACUGCCCUUCUUCGGCUGGCUGGGCGAGAACCCAGCGCUGGCUGCUGAUUUCCACAGCUGGAUGGCCUGGAAGGAACAGGCCACGCUCAAGUGGACCGACUGGUUCGACAUCCAGACGCGGAUCCUGGACGGCUUCACCGAUGACGGCGUCCUCCUUGUCGAUGUCGCGGGCGGCGCGGGCCAGUAUCUGACCCAGUUCAGGGCACGAUUCCCGCAUCAACAGGGCCGUUUGGUCUUGCAGGAUCUGCCGCAGGUUGUGGCCAGUAUGACUGGCCUUCCUGGCGCAGAAUUACAGGAAUACGAUUUUUUCAAUCCUCAGCCUAUCCAAGGGGCUCGCGUCUACUUCCUCCACUGGGUGCUGCACGACUGGUCCGACGCACACUGCCGUUCCAUCCUGGCCAAUAUCGUCGCCGCCAUGAAGCCAGGAUACUCGCGGUUGAUCAUCCACGAGACCAUCCUGCCGGAAUCCGACUGCGACUUGAUGUCGGCGUCGAUGAGUGUGAUGAUGAUGGCCCUGGUCGCCGCGUUUGAGCGCUCCGAGGGCCAAUGGCGGGAAUUGCUCUCCUCGGUAGGCUUGACUGCCGUCACUUUCUUCCAACCACCGGGGAUGGGAGAAGGGAUCAUUGAAGCCAUCAAGCUGGUUGAGUAG